Messenger RNA from Caenorhabditis angaria, 1002 nucleotides. The record is from the annotation of a GenBank genome assembly. Lineage: Eukaryota; Metazoa; Nematoda; Chromadorea; Rhabditida; Rhabditidae.
AUGAAACCAACAACGCUUCUAGUUAUUCUAAUUGCUUUUCCAAUAUGCGUCCAUAAUUUGGAAUUGCCUUUGUGCCCGAACACAUUUUUUCCAGCUGUUGUGCAAGACAAGUGUACCAAUCCAGGUUCUAAGUGCAAAACACAGUUUGCCGAAGGGCAAUGCGCAUAUCCGAAAGUAGUAUGUGUUUUAUUAAAAUGAGGGAGGGGGCGGUACUUAUAAUAAAAUAUAUCUUUUCUUCCAGACGGAAUCACAACUUCAACUGACUGUAAGUAUUAUUUUUUAAAGAUGAUAUAAAAUAUGCAAAUAAUGUUUUCCGAACUCUUCCGAACUAAAAUCUUACGACUACUAAAUAAAACCCAGAUAUCAACAAAUUUAUCUUCGAAUGAGUGUGGUUAUUCUAAUUUAUAAAUUAUGCAAUUUGAAUCGAUUUUCCUAGACAAUUUUCUGUAUUCAGUUUUUGAUAAAAAUUGAGAAAAAGAGGUCGUUCCAGAAUUCUGGGACGAUAAAAUACAUAUUUUGCAGGAACCUCGUUGCUGUCCCGACCCGAAUUCGCCCGUUGAUUUUCAAACAAGUAUGAAAUGCGUGGAAACAGAUGAACUUCCUUUUUUUGGAUUGUAUUGUAAAAAUGGUUAUGCUUUCGAAAUUAGCAAUAAAACUGCAGUAGCUAAUGAAGGUAAAGGAAUUACUUGCAAGUUUAAUUCGGAUUGUGCUAAAGGAAGUUAUUGUGUAUGGACUGUGAUAUAUGCGUAUACACCAGUACAAAAAUGUUUUGUCAUUGAUCCACCGAAAGAAGAAGAUAACACAAUGCUCAUUAUCAUUAUUGUUGUAGUUGUUGUUGUCUUGAUUGCUAUCAUCGGAAUUGUUGCAACAGUUUUGAUUAUUAAGAAGAAGAAAAAAGGAAACGGUGGUCAAAAGAGUUCGGCUGAAAAUGGCGAGAAUAAGAAGAAAGAGAAGGCGAGCAAGGAGAAGAUGAACAAAGGGAAAAAGGGAUCCGAUGUCUAG